Penaeus chinensis is the source of this 1490-nucleotide messenger RNA. RefSeq lists its product as uncharacterized. The transcript has 3 exons. Lineage: Eukaryota; Metazoa; Arthropoda; Malacostraca; Decapoda; Penaeidae. Bases 937 to 1353 code for a protein of 138 amino acids. The record is from RefSeq and is a predicted model, not a curated record.
GGAGGGUGAAGUACGCAGCGCCGCUCCGGGAACCUCAGAACAUGUGACUUGACUUUUCUUCGGCUUGCUGAAAGCCGUGGAGAGUUCUCUCCAUCUUGGUGUGAUAUUUUUUAUUUUAGGGACUUGGUUAUGAUUAUGAACAGCUCUUUAUGUUGUUGAUUAUUCAUUUAUUUGUUUACUUUUCGGGAAGGGAGCGUCGCAUUGGUACUAGUUAAUCUAAUUUUGGUAUAUAGAAGAUUUUUUUCCCAUCAUUUCUCUGCUUGGAAUCACUUGCUGCAUCUUGCUCUAAAUAAAGGCAGCUUCUCAUCUUACUCAUGAGCUAGUCAAUCUGUCCAAAGACUUUACAAAAUUGAAAAGCUUCAAAAAGUCCAUAUUGUUCAAAGGUACAUCAAACGACGUUUCCCCUUCAUUAAAACAAAUCCUAUAAUAUUUUUUUUUGUUUCUCUCCAUCAAAAAGAUCUUUUCCUUAGUAGCAUGGAAACAUAAGUAACAUAAAUAACAAUCAGUAGAAAUAGCCAACAGUCAUAACAACAGAAAACAAUUGUGUUUGGUGUGUUGAUAGAAGUGCAGUGUUUUCUUUUCUUCUCAUUCGGAAAAUCGGAAUGGAAAAAAAUCCGAUGUUUUGAAAGUGAAGUUGGUGUUUGUGCAUAUUUUGUGUUGUAUUCAUAAAACGGCGGUUUUGCGACGAAAAAGCUUUGCAGUUUUUGCAGAGGCCAAGGUGUUAAGCAGCUCUCAGGCUUAUCUUCUUCGUUAAUAAGAAGUGUCGACGCGAGCGCCCCAGGAGAGCAGGUGCUUCCCCGCGGUGCGCCCUCGCCGCCGGUGCUGGUGCGGCCGCGUCAGGAUGCGAGUGAGCGGGCGUCGGCCUGUCGGCGGGCCAGGGCUCCGCGGCCCCCCCUAAUGCCCCGCGAGGCUCGCAUCAGCGCGUGAGCCAGCGCCAUGGGAGAGAGCAGCGCCGACCUGAUGGAGGGCACGCCCACGCCGCCCUCGUCGCCGCCGCCGCCGCCCGCGGGAGACAGGGCCCGCCGCGGCCCGGCCCGCCUGGCGGCCUUGCUGCGGGCCCGGCGCGUGCGGCUCAUGCGGCAGGACCAGCAGCAGUGCAAACACAGGAACCUCUCGAUGUCAGACUCGGAGUCAGUGAGCGGCUCCGUCAAGUGCCGGUGCGGAUCCCACAAGAGCCUCUCGAGGAACAACUCGACGCAGAGCGCGCAGUCCGCGGCCACCACGCAGACGCUGGUGUCGUCCUCGACGUCGUCCAACAGAGGUAAGGUCUGCGGUUGGGCAAGGUCAGACGUCGCUCGGAUAUUUUCCACAGACAGACAUGUGGCUUUAAGGAUGACCUUCACACAACAGUAAGCCACGAACAAUGGAUGGCGUUCACCGUUGGACAGGCCGCAGGAAGGUCGUGGGCUUGAUGAUGGUGAUGAUGGUGAGGGUGAUGGUGAUGAUGAUGGUGAUGGGGGUAAUGGUGAAGAUGAUGAUGAUGAUGGGGA